AAUACCUCCAGGCAAGAACCUAGGAUACGUUUUACGUCAAAAAAACAUUUGACAAUAUAUAUUUGUCUUUUAGAUGGUAAAAGUAUUUUAUCAUCUUCAAAAACUCAUAAAUACUAAUCUUUCAGGGUUGUGGAUAUUGGUUCUUUAUCAAAAUUUGUCACAUGUAUAUAUUAUAUGACAAUAACCUUUUGCUUUUACCGUCGAAAAGUCGUAAUCGGUCCCUGCAUCGGCAUAUUAAGCUUGCUGUUGAUCCUAGACGAAGUCACCACUGUUCAUUCUACCUAUUAUUUAAUUGUCUUGUAUGGUUCAAACAGAGGGGAAGCCAUAUUGUUUGUUUCUCUUGGAACUGUCACAGUUUGGAUUGACUGCAAUCAAUUAGCUUCUGACCAUUUUAUCAUAUUUCAAGAUCGUUACACAAGAUUCGUACGAAAUUACUUGGCUGUUGAUUUAAUCCGAUUGGACCACUCAGACCUUAGACGACCAAUUUACUUUCUUAGUUUAUUAGGGAUAGACUUAUUCUGUUCUUUGACAAUUUUCACUCAAUUGCCGUGUUACGUUUUGCAUAUUAAAUAAAUGACUGAAACAUUUUUUUGACGUUAUUCAUCUAGGUGUUCUAUAUGGUCCGAACUCAUAAUUUGAGGGGAGAACUACUAAUUAAGCUUGAUGAGUAUAAUAAGUUCUAGGAUCAAGAAGUAGAGUUCCUAUGUAUUAGGUUUGAUUUUAGUGAUUAAAAAUUCGUAGUGGUAUUUUUUCUCAACCAAACGAUCUUUGAUGAUGCACGCACUAUAAUUGAGAUCCACAUCCAGUAUUUAACACCAUGGAGAAAGCCAGAGAUGGUGGAUGCGGGAUAUUUGACCUGUAUGGCAUGGAUCGAUCAUGCAUGCUUAGUCAUUCUAUGUAACGUCAUCUCUUUCACAAUAAGCGUAUUAUACUAGCCAAGCUAAGUUAAGUUCUUCAGAAGUCCUGAAUGGAAUAUUUCUGACUGUCACGAUGGGACGAGUAAGUGUGGACUAUAU
Messenger RNA from Schistosoma rodhaini, 1016 nucleotides. NCBI's taxonomy places the organism in Eukaryota, Metazoa, Platyhelminthes, Trematoda, Strigeidida, Schistosomatidae. The record is from the annotation of a GenBank genome assembly.